Messenger RNA from Mycena indigotica, 1629 nucleotides. Its product is annotated as ATP-dependent DNA helicase. The coding region runs from base 1 to 1629 and encodes 542 amino acids. NCBI's taxonomy places the organism in Eukaryota, Fungi, Basidiomycota, Agaricomycetes, Agaricales, Mycenaceae. The transcript is spliced from 4 exons. The record is from RefSeq and is a predicted model, not a curated record.
AUGCCACACGCGUUUCAUGCUCCAGUCAACUUCGCAAUGUCCUCCUUGCGCUUAGAGACAUUUCCUACCUCCACAGACGAGAGCCAGAUAGUUUUCUGCCCUCCUGUGAAACCUUGGCGGUCGGACCGACCACAAUUCAGCAAAGAGGACAAAAUUGCUAGCUCAUCGCAUCAUGGGGCUGUGGCAAGAGCCAAAACAAAUGAAAAACCGACAGGCCAAUCGCACGCUUGGACAAACCAUUGGCUUGAAUUAGGUUACAACGUUGGGGAACUGGUUACUGGCCAAUGGGUUUACCUAGAGGACGCGCAGUUCUUUGUGGCGGAAACACCCUCCUCUGGCUUGCAAAGAUUUAAAUGCUCUCCCUCCUGUGCUAUCGAAGAUUGCGUUACCAACUACAGCUCUCAUCCACCUCCUGGUAUCAUCGAAAGAUGGGAACUGCUGGACACUGGUCUUUUGGCUAAUGCAAUCAUGCACUCCGGAACGUUGCCAUUGUCACUGGGAACACGCGUCGCAUUCACCACCCCUCCAUCUACUAGCUUCCACGGCGCGUACAUCGUAGAUUUCCCCGACGACGAAACGGUUGAAGUCCGGGUGGCAGUUAAUGGUUCAGCUAUCGAUCCCCGCGCUACCGACCUUGUCAAUUCCUUGUUAGAGCCUCCCUACCCAUCUGACCUCCUCACCGUACCUCGAGCUAUGGUGCAUCACCACUUAUUUUCCCAUGCAAGCCCUCUUGCAAUUGGAGACAGAGUUUGCUCGGGCACUCUAAUAGGGAGCAUCAAGAGGCUUGAUCGCGAGGGAAAGGAUAUAUUUGCUUGGGUCAAGGAGGAGGCGCACCAUGAAACCAUGCAUCGCGUUCACGCGUCACGCCUUAAUAGGCAUUUUGUUCAAGGGGAUCGAGUUCGGGUUGUGCAUGGACCGCAAGCACAUACCCAAGGCAUUAUCAAACGAAGAUUCUUCCUCAAUGAGACCUUCAAGACGGUUCUAGCAGCAGAAAUAUGUUCGGGCCAAGAUCACUCCAACACAUUCACCAUUCUGACCACGGACAUUACCCUUGUUGAAACCCCCUUCACUGACGUCGGACUCAAUUGGGCUCUUCAAUACGAUGCAGGACCGAGAUGGCUCUGUCAUGAAAAGUUGAUGAACCGCCGGCUCGACGUCAUAAUUUGCGCCAAGAAGAACUUCGCUCGGAGCAAUUAUGGCUACGAAGCCAUUCACAGUCUUUCAGCAGGCUACAUCGAACUUGACUCUCUGCCGCAUCCAAAUCGUUUGGCAAAGCUCAUCACGGUAUAUCCAGACACCGGUGGAAGGCGUGCCCGCGGUGUACCAGCCAGGGAUCUACGGCCAGUGGACACUUGUUUGAAUCCAAAGACUGGUCUUAUCUGCAAAAUUACCCAAGUAGGGGUUCGCAUUGUUGUCAUCGGGCCUGAUUUCCGCGGAAGGUGGAACGACCUUGGGUUAUAUGGACUUGUUCUCCCCGAGCACAGUGUGGACAGCAGAGUUGCCGUCAAGUUGCAAAAUGUCGAUUUGAGCGAUGUCACCAGCUUCUGCACAAACUAUUUUCCUCUCGGGAGUCUUUGCCGAUCUUCGAAUGCGGACGGCAUCAAGACCAAGGCUACGCGGUUCUUUUAA